Cyphellophora europaea CBS 101466 is the source of this 1452-nucleotide messenger RNA. RefSeq lists its product as uncharacterized. Gene Ontology annotation, molecular function: UDP-N-acetylglucosamine-dolichyl-phosphate N-acetylglucosaminephosphotransferase activity. Gene Ontology annotation, biological process: dolichol-linked oligosaccharide biosynthetic process; protein N-linked glycosylation. Gene Ontology annotation, cellular component: membrane. The coding region runs from base 1 to 1452 and encodes 483 amino acids. NCBI's taxonomy places the organism in Eukaryota, Fungi, Ascomycota, Eurotiomycetes, Chaetothyriales, Cyphellophoraceae. The record is from RefSeq and is a predicted model, not a curated record. The transcript is spliced from 2 exons.
AUGGCCGCCUCAUUAAGUCGAUCAGAGACGUGGAGCCUCCUUGCAUUAUUUGGAAUUUGUAGCGCAAUUCUUGGGAAUACUUUCCAAGGUGACGGCGCACCAUUGGUGGCCUCUUUGGCUUUCUCAGGAGUGGCCUUUUCCUCGACAUAUGCCUUUGUACGAUGGUCGGGGCCUUCAUUCAUGAAAGCGGGACUCAAAGGCAAGGAUCUGGGCAAAGCGAUUCCGAAGGACAUACCAGAGUGCAUGGGCGCUGUUGCAUCGGCUGUAUAUCUACUGGUCUUGAUAGCGUUCAUCCCAUUCGCUUUCUAUAAGGAUAUUGUGGCUGCUACCUCAGGUGGCGGGAACCGAGACGUCGUCCUGACAGUCAAUCAGAUCGAGACCGGCCGAUUCUUACAGCGUUUCCCUCAUUCAAAACUUGGCUCCUACCAGUCGGUCCUCAACACUCUUCAGGCAACCACCAUUCUUGGGCUGGCCGAUGAUAUUCUGGAUCUUAGAUGGCGACACAAGUUUUUCAUUCCAGCAAUUGCUUGCGUACCACUAUUAAUUGUGUACUAUGUCGACUUUGGCGUCACAUCGGUUGUUAUUCCAAACUUUCUCGUUCCCUACAUGCCCGGUCAUACGCGCCUUAUCGACCUGGGCCUCCUUUACUACGCCUUCAUGGCCGCUGUGUCAAUCUUUGCGCCAAACUCGAUCAAUAUUUUGGCCGGUAUCAACGGUCUAGAAGUUGGACAAUCUCUGGUCAUUGCCGGCCUUCUGAUACUGAAUUCCUCGCUAUACCUGGUUCCAUUCCCCGGCAACCCAGUUCUCAACAACGGAUAUGCAACACAUCCUCACCCAGCGACGGAGUCUCAUCUGAUGACACUAUACCUGCUACUCCCAUUUGUCGGCGUUUCCACGGCAUUGUAUUUGCAUAAUCGAUACCCCGCCCGGGCGUUUGUCGGCGAUACCUACUGCUACGUUGCCGGCAUGACAUUUGCUUGCGUUGCGAUCAUGGCUCAUUUCAGCAAAACCUUGCUCCUGUUGUUUAUCCCCCAAAUUGUCAACUUCAUCUACAGCGUUCCUCAACUUUUCAAGAUCAUACCAUGUCCGCGGCAUAGACUUCCAAAAUUCAACGCUCGUACUGGUUUAAGGGAGCCGAGUGUCACAACAUGGGAAUCCGAGAGACCUCCUAGCAAGGCCUUGACCACAGUCUUCCUUUUGCUGGAGAAGCUCCGACUCAUGCAAGUGACAAUCGAUGGGAAGACGAAUCGCAUCUCGGAGACUAGCAAUUUGACGCUCAUCAAUCUUUGGCUUGUCUGGAGGGGACCACUGCGAGAGGAUCGCCUGAAUAACGAGCUUCUGUUGCUGCAGAUCUUCUGUGGACUGUGUGGACUAUUCAUUAGGCAUACUAUGGCUCUCCUGAUAUUCAGCGCCGAUAACAGAGGGAAAUACGGGCACAGCUUUCCGAUAUGA